Talaromyces atroroseus is the source of this 843-nucleotide messenger RNA. RefSeq lists its product as hypothetical. The transcript is spliced from 2 exons. The coding region runs from base 1 to 843 and encodes 280 amino acids. The record is from RefSeq and is a predicted model, not a curated record. Lineage: Eukaryota; Fungi; Ascomycota; Eurotiomycetes; Eurotiales; Trichocomaceae.
AUGUCGCGCCAUUUCUUCCCUUUUAUGAUAUCACAACCGUUGAAUCUAGACCUCACCCUAGCUCUGGUAGCCAUUUUGUUGGUCACUACAGUCCAAGCUGACAACGGCCUUGGUACCGACGCUCCAGCUCCGGUAACAGACAUUCAACCCUCAACUACUGCAGCAAGUACUGGUGGCAAUGGCGGAUUAUCGAAGACUGCAAAAAUCGUGAUCGGGGUUGUAGUCGGCAUGGUUGGCAUUUCAGCGAUUUGCGGUGCUGUAUUCUUCUUUUGUCGGAGAACGAAAAAACGGAGCGACAAAACGAAACGCCACGAGACGAUGAAUUCCUACCAUGACGCCCAGAGAGCAGCCCAUCGACAACACCAAAUGCCGUUUAGAAGUCAACGACAGCCCGAUCCGGAACAAGGGAUGAUUGAAAUUGCCAAAAUCGAGCGAGAAAAUUCGCAGACAAUUCGAGAUUCCGUACUGCCCAAAUACGAUCCAUCAUCCUUCCCGAGCAGCCAGUACAGCAUAGACCUCAGCCGUGGUGCGAUGUCGCUUGAUAUGCCUCGAGAACCGUUAUUGAGCUACCAUAAUCAUCAUAAUAGGAAUUCGUUGUCAUUCUCGCAAGUCAUCGCACCACUACCACUACCGCCACCACCUCCUCCUCUACCUCCGAUGCCCCCUGCGGUAGCGUGGAAUAGACGAUCGAGAGUAGAAACAAGCAACGACACUCGGACAAAUUCAUCGGCAAAUAACAACUCAUCUGUACCAGCUGUGUCGGUCUCUACGGGCAGUCAAGAGCGGCCUAAAGGGCCGAAGAAGCCGAAGCCCACACUAGCACGCCUGAUAACGAACUUGUAG